AAGCACUUCAAUUAUUUUAAAAUAUAACAAGUACCUCUCAUGGUCAUGGGUUGUUUCUGUAAGCUAAUGCUCAGACAGGACAAUUACAAAUUAAAAAGAUCAAGUCGGUGGAAAACGGAAAAUUAAAGAGAGUAAUUGAGUGCAAACUUGAAAUCAAGUGGCAAGAGAUCUGCAAAUCUUAAUGGUCGUACGCAUCUCAUUUCAUCUACAACACUGCUUAACUUAUUAAUAUUCUGAAACCCCCCAAAUUUCUUCUCCAAUCAUCUUUUUGAUUCGUUCAACACGCAUAUAAUUUUAGUGAGAGGAGAGAGAAACAAAGACCCAGUUUGUCCUUUUGAGACUUUUACCCUACUGGGUCCAUGAGCUGCAGCGGCUCAUGUAAAUUGAAUCAAAAGCUUAAAGGAGCUCAUUUUUGCCUGUUUCUUUGGAAGAUGAAGCUCUGCUGAUCUGGGUUUUGGACUUUAAUACCCUAAUUUGAUAUUAUGAUGGGGACGUGUCAUGUGAAUGUGAAAUGGAUUUUAAUUUGGAAAAUUGAAGUGUGAAAUGCUUUGAUUUUUGACAAUCAUAAUCAACUUGAUCAAUCUGUGCGUGUUAUUGGUCAUUUUCUGAAUUUAAAGGAGUUUUGAUGUUCAACUCGAUCAAUUUGGAAGUUUAAAAGAUUACUCUGCAAUGGGCUGUGAGUUUUCAAGACUCUGCGCGUGUUGCUGUUGCUGUAGUAUAGAACCGAAUGGAGUGAUUGCCAAAUCCCAUGAUGUCGAAAAAGAAGAGGCAGACGAGGCAAGUGAUUUGCCAUCAUUUCAUGAAUUCUCCAUCGAACAACUUAAAAUGGCGACAUCUGGAUUUGCUGUUGAGAAUAUAGUCUCUGAACAUGGUGAAAAAGCCCCUAACGUUGUUUAUAAAGGAAAGCUGCAAAACCAAAGACAGGUUGCCAUCAAACGUUUCAAUAGAUCUGCAUGGCCUGAUUCCAGGCAAUUCUUGGAUGAAGCAAGAGCAGUUGGUCAACUCAGAAACCCUAGAUUGGCGAAUCUACUUGGAUGUUGUUGUGAAGGCGAUGAAAGACUACUUGUUGCUGAGUUUAUGCCACAUGAAACACUUGCAAAGCACUUGUUUCAUUGGGAAACACAGCCUAUGAAAUGGGCAAUGCGAUUAAGGGUGGCGUUAUAUCUUGCAGAAGCUUUAGAAUAUUGUACAAGUAAAGGACGCGCUCUUUACCAUGAUCUGAAUGCGUAUCGAAUAGUCUUUGAUGAUGAUGCAAACCCUAGACUCUCUUGCUUUGGAUUGAUGAAGAACAGUAGAGACGGAAAGAGUUACAGUACAAAUUUGGCUUUCACCCCUCCCGAGUAUUUAAGGACUGGGAGGGUAACACCGGAAAGUGUGAUGUAUAGUUUUGGCACCCUUUUGCUUGACCUACUAAGUGGAAAACACAUUCCGCCUAGCCAUGCUCUUGACCUUAUAAGGGACAGGAACCUUGAAAUGCUUACUGACUCUUGCUUAGAAGGGCAAUUUUCUAAUGAUGAGGGAACCGAAUUGGUUCGGUUAGCUUCAAGAUGCUUACAAUACGAGCCACGUGAGCGCCCAAAUCCAAAGUCAUUGGUUUCUGCUUUGGUUCCUCUACAAAAGGAAACAGAGCAACCUUCUCAUUUAUUAAUGGGGAUAACACAAGGUGGUGCUGCUGCUGCUAUGCCCCUAACCCCUCUCGGUGAAGCCUGCUUGAGAAUGGAUUUGACAGCCAUACAUGAAAUCUUGGAAAAUUUAGCCUACAAAGAUGAUGAGGGAGCAACAGCUGAGCUCUCAUUCCAUAUGUGGACAAGUCAGAUGCAGGACACAUUGAAUUCCAAGAAGAAAGGGGAUGUGGCUUUUCGCCAUAAAGAAUUCAAAACUGCAAUAGACUACUAUACUCAGUUCAUCGAUGCAGGAACUAUGAUUUCACCAACAGUGUAUGCUCGCCGAAGCUUGUCAUAUCUUAUGAGUGAUAUGCCAGAUGAGGCACUCAAUGAUGCUAUACAAACACAAGUCAUAUCCCCAAUUUGGCAUAUAGCAUCCUACCUACAAGCUGCUGCGCUUUUCGCUUUGAAGAGGGAAAAUGAAGCACAAAUUGCACUCAAAGAAGCCUCAGUCCUUGAAGAGAAAAAGAACAUCACUUGAAUUGAUGGUUUUUAAUUGAAAAACUUUAUAAAUUCCCCCAUGCUUUCUUUGCCCUUUACAUUAUCCAAGAAAACAUCAAAAGGGGAUUGAUAGAAAACUGAUUCUUGACAGAAAAAGGCGUCACUUUUACGUAACAAAGAAAGCUUGAUGAAAGAAAAGGGUGUGAUUAUAAUGUUUGAGUUUGAGUUUGCGCUUGAUUUGAUUGUAUCUUCUUUUUACUAUCUUAGCAUUGUGUUAUCAAGGUGCUGAAUGACACAUCUUUACCCUUGAUGCCAAGUGAGUGAUCUCUGAGUUCAUACAGAAAUCUUGGGUAGAUAAAGGAUUCAACUGUCGAUUCAAAUUUGUGUUGAUUGUAGAUGUUUAAUUUGCAAUGCUGUAAUCUACCGACAGUGGAUAAUAUUGGCUUGUUCAUACUCUUAUGAAACUGCACCAUUAACUUUUUUUCGCCC
Messenger RNA from Lactuca saligna, 2594 nucleotides. The record is from the annotation of a GenBank genome assembly. Lineage: Eukaryota; Viridiplantae; Streptophyta; Magnoliopsida; Asterales; Asteraceae.